Pseudonaja textilis is the source of this 1396-nucleotide messenger RNA. RefSeq names its product Wnt family member 10B (gene WNT10B). Gene Ontology annotation, biological process: canonical Wnt signaling pathway; cell fate commitment; neuron differentiation. Gene Ontology annotation, molecular function: cytokine activity; frizzled binding. NCBI's taxonomy places the organism in Eukaryota, Metazoa, Chordata, Lepidosauria, Squamata, Elapidae. The record is from RefSeq and is a predicted model, not a curated record. Gene Ontology annotation, cellular component: extracellular region.
GGAAGGGAUCGGCCGGGACACGGGCGAAAGGGGAGGGCGUCCCGCUGUGGCUGCAGCGACGGUUCUUCACCCCCAUCCCUCCCUGGCAGGGACAUGAGGGAGAGGGCGUCAUCCAACCACACUAGAGAACCAACCCAACGCAUCCAGGUGGAGUUCAGUAUGGCCCCGAGGAACCCCCAUGUGAAUACUUGCUUUUUCGCUGCUUGCCUCUGCCUUUGGAGAGGAAUGCUGGGCCACGGUUCCUUGGGACCCAAAGUGCUGGCAGAAUCUGUUCUGAAUUCUAACGCCAUGUGCAUGACCCUGCCCUGGCUGACCCGUCGCCAGUUUGGACUAUGUGUACGCAGCCCAGAAAUGAUGGCUUCAGCCUUGCAGGGCAUCCACCUUGCCCUCCACGAGUGCCAACACCAGUUGCAAGAGAGGCGCUGGGAUUGUUCGGACCUGAGCAGUGGCGGCACUGUGCUUUUUAACAGUGCCAUCCUGAAGAGAGGCUUCCGGGAAAGCGCCUUUGUCUUCUCCUUGCUAGCAGCCGGGGUGACCCAUGCAGUGGCAACUGCCUGCAGUCUGGGACAAUUACAAAGCUGUGGCUGUGCCAGGCAAGGCACGGAGAACCAGAAACUGAAACUCAGCCAACUGCAGUCUCUAAGCCGGGGCAAAAGCCUGCCCCCUAUGCCAUCCUCGUUGUGGGGACAGCCUAGCCCGCAGGACACCUGGGAAUGGGGUGGCUGCAGUGCAGAUUUUGCAUAUGCCCAGAGAUUUGCCCGGCAUUUUUUGGACCCACGAAGAAAACCCCGUGAUGCUCAUGCCCGGAUGCAGCUACACAGUCAUCGUGUGGGCAGAAAGGUGGUGUCAGAGCUGAGCAAGCGCAGGUGUAAAUGUCACGGCCCGUCUGGGAGCUGCCAGUUUCGGACAUGUUGGUUAGCAGCCCCUGAUUUUCGCCACGUGGGUUCCAUCUUACGGGACCGAAUGGACCAUGCCACACUCUCGCGGCUGGACAACAGAAACUCGGGAGCCUUCUGGCCACGACUCCGCAGCUCCCACCUGGCCAAGCACCUCAUCUUCUAUGAAUCCUCCCCUGAUUUCUGUGAGCCAGAUCCGAGCCUGGGUUCCUCAGGCACCCACGGUCGCCCUUGCAUCAAGAGCAGCCCAGAGCCAAAUGGCUGUAGCAGCCUGUGCUGUGGGCGCGGCCACAACAUGCUGCAGGAGGUGCGAGCUCAGCGUUGCCAGUGCCGUUUCCAUUGGUGCUGCCAUGUGCAGUGUGAGGAGUGUCCUUCCACAGAGUGGGUUAGUGUCUGCAAAUGAAUAGGGAAGGCCUAACCCCUUACUCUGUGCUCCAGCCAGCCGUAUGACAAGUGCCUGCUGCAAUAUCAGCCAUAGGGAUAAUAAGACGAGCUUUGGA